AUGUCGUCAGGUCCCUUGGAAAAUGCCCUCGAUAUAGUUAAUGCAUUCAAGUUUGACAUUGACAACGUUUGGACCACGCUCCUUGAGCAGUGGAACCACCUUCAGGAAGCCUUUGAGUCCAUCUCUCCUCCUCCAUGCCAACCAUUCCAGCUUUGGGCCUACGACAAAGUCGAUCCUAAAGUCUUGACGACUGUUCUUUCAGAGCUUUUCCAACAUCAUCUUGUCAAGCAAAGGAACCUGCGCUACCGACUAGCGGCUAUCGCGCACCGAUUCAACUUGGAGCCUGUCAUCGUUUGCUUCUUCCUCGGCAUUGAAGUCGCGCUCAACUUGCAAUGCCUCACAGCCCUCAAGACGCUUCAAUCCAACAAACCCGAAGUCACCCUAACCGAUAUCGCCACCAGAGUACAUCACUUGCAGACCGAUAUUACUGAUUCGUCUGACUCGGCUAGCCGCACCAACAAGUCCGAGGCCACCGCCGGUCCAAACCUCAGGGGAAGGCCCCUCGAACCUGCAAGGAAACGCUUUCGAGACGCUAUUCAGUUCUACGAUCCCACCGCUUGGCCCGUGAGACAACCGAAAGGCGGCCCCCGCCCCAAAAAGUCCACAUCCAGUACUCAACCGUUCCCUCCUUCUUCGCCCGUGUCUUCUAUCCAUUGCUCUGACGAGAUGGAGACAAAAGGAGGAAAGCUCACAAGGGAAGCCAGUGAGCCUAUUGCGCCUCCGCAUACAAUCCAGGUUGACCUCUGUCCGAAAACCCAAACAAGUCGGCAAACAACACUCAGCCUCAUCCAGGAGUGUUCUGAAGAGGAAGUAUCAGAGACAUCUGCUUUCGAGCAAGGCCGCGGGGACAAAGGAAACGACCACUCUGUCGCUCUCGAGGAUACAUCAGACCAGUUCUGCAGCUUCCAUGUUUCCCAAGACUUCAACGACGACGACGAAUUCGACGACGAUAACAAGUUCGAACACACCCUGCCACCAGCCACCUAUCCCGUCUUUCACAACCACCAAGACGAGGAAGACUCACUGGCACAAGAUAUUACGCAGACACCGUCUAUUGAUGUCGGGACGCAAUCGAAAAGUCUAAUGGCCAACACCCGCCGCCCCAAUCUUGAGUGGCUCAUUUCACAUCUCGACAGAUUUGAUUCGGGAAAAUGGUUCAACGACGACAUCAUCAACACUCUCCUCCGACGGUUGUGCAGCGACUCGGUUGCCUCGGUGGAAACAGGCGCGCCCACAAGCGCAUGGCGAGGGUGGACAAAAACGCCACAGUGGAUAGAACAAGCGUCCAGGAAAGCGGCAAUGCUCAUACCCUUUAACCAGGGAGGCAGUCAUUGGGUUCUCUACCACUAUGCCUCCUCUAUCCUGCACGUCUACGAUCCUCUCGGUCAUGAUGUCAGCCGCGACAACAUUACCACCCAAGAAGUUGCGCCGUUUGUUUCAAGAGUCUACGGGCUCGCUCUUCCGCCUCGUGUCAUGUCCUUGAAGGGACCGAUACAACCAAACACUUGGGACUGUGGGGUGUACUUGAUUGCCGCCGCCUCAAUUCUGGCAGAGGGGAACACUCUACCAGACAAGUUUGAUGGAGAUGUUCUGCGACAGCGAUACCGCAACAUGUACCUCACGAGUCCCUUUUCCACGCCUGCCGAAAGCAUCUGGAACUCUCACGCCGCAUCAGAGGGCACCACCACAGGAGCCAUUGCAUUCUUCAAGUUCAAGUCGAGCGUUUUGCUCAACGCUGCCACUUCUAGUUACGCGGAUGGCGACUUUCGCUCCUCGAGAAUCCGUGACUUCCUGGCCAACGAAACAUUACAUUUUGGUGCUGGCGCCUCUCUUUCAGGAUUAAAGGCGCUCCACAGGCAGCAUGAGGCGCAUUUACGUGCAGCACUGGAGAAAACAGCAGCCCUCACAAUAAUAUCAGAAAAGGAGACACAAGUAUUGAACCUCAAGGCCAUCCAUCGCCUCGCUCAAGGCCUUGCAGCAAGAGUAGGAGACUUCAAUGCGGCACAACAGGUGCCACCUGGCUCAAAUGCCUUGAUGUCAGCAGCCAAAGCUACAGAGGCCUCUUCGCAAACACUGAUGGCUUUGAUAGAGGCGGAAACCAACCCUGACGCCACUCUUCAAACCCUGCACGCCGAGGCUCAAGGUAUUGAGGCGGAGAUUGCAUAUAGUUACAGGCUCUGCGUGGUGUAUAUUCUUCUUCUCCGAAAGGCAGCCACAUCGUGA
Molecule: messenger RNA, 2223 nt
Organism: Colletotrichum graminicola M1.001
Lineage: Eukaryota; Fungi; Ascomycota; Sordariomycetes; Glomerellales; Glomerellaceae
Exons: 5
Coding region: 1-2223 (740 amino acids)
Biological process (GO): proteolysis
Molecular function (GO): cysteine-type peptidase activity
Source: RefSeq, a predicted model, not a curated record